GUGAAUGAUGGAAGUGUUGCCUGUGCUGCGCACUCACACAGAUCUCCGUUUAACCUCGUACCGAAGUGAAAACGAUGCGUAAAAAUAAAUAAAUAAACAGUUUGUUCGUGGAGUAGAUGUGCGAGCUCGACCAGUUCCGCUGUUUUUUCCUACCUAAUGCAACAUUUCAGACUACUUCGCCAUAACGCUCUGGUCCUAUUCCUGCCGAUCCAGCUGAACUGAACAUCUGGAUUCUUCACUGAAGACUUAUGAAGAGGAGAGCCAAGUAGCUAGCGGUCUUCGACAGCUUGCUUCAUCCAGCUUUGUUGACCUGGAUGCGGAGGGGAAAUUAGGCCGCUCCUGGGUUUUCCUAAUGAGUUGUUAGCGUUUGCUCACAGAUCCAAGCAUAGUGAUGCGAAUAUAUUUUUAUGGCUUGGUUCAGUUAAAAUGGAAUUUUGUUGUUGUUUAGAGUAGCACUGCUUAACUAAAUGUGGCAGCGGGUAUGCAACCAUAACGAUGGAAAGCUCUUUGCUACCUAUAGUAGCUAGCUAGCGGUUAGCUGGCUACCGAAAACCCACGCUUCUUUUAGCUAGCUAGUUUUGGAUAUGAAACAUGAUUUGUUGCAAAACAAACGAUUCGCUUCAUGCAGGCCCUUUAUUUUAACCCAUUAAAUGGAAUUUAUUAUAUUACGUAAUAGCUAUACAGAUUUUCCACUAAAAUGGGAAAACUCUAAAAGCCUUCAAAAAUAAUAACUCGCAUUGCUAGCUUUUAAUCGCCUACCAGUCGGAGGUUUGCUUCAGUCGCCUAAUCUACCAGUGGGAGCUAACUACCUAGCUUACUUAAAGCAGAAUAUUUAUAGCUCAUUUUGUUAAGGUACAGGAGGUUUCGACUCGUCGACAAUGAAUGGUACUGAUUAUGGAGUUUGGUAUGUCAUCCAGUUUAAGGACCACAAACAUUUCAUGACCCUUAACGGAAUUUGUUUGUAAGGUGGCCAGCAGCCCUUCAUGCAGCAAAUCGUUUCACCGACAAUACCGGCACUUGCUACGCUGCAGAUUGUAACAGAAACGGGGAAAAAUAAUAAUCAUUUGUGCAAAAUGGCUCAAGAGGCGUUUCCUUUGCAUUACCUAGUCUGGAACAACCAGUACCUGGAAUUAGAUCGAGAACUAAAGAAAAAGCAGCACGACGUGGAGCGCCUGGACCCGCGCGGGCGCACGCCACUAGAGUUGGCGGUCUGCCUUGGUCACCUGGAAUCGACUCGCGUGCUGCUGAGGCACAAUGCCGAUCCCACGCACUGCAACGCACAGGGCUGGACGGUAUUGCAGGAAGCGGUUAGUACAGGAGACCCUGAGCUGGUGCAGCUGGUGCUUCAAUACAGAGACUUCAAAAGAGCCACUGAGAGGCUUGCAGGCAUUCCAGAGCUUCUCAGCAAACUGAGACAGGCCAGGGAUUUCUAUGUGGAGAUGAAGUGGGAGUUUACAAGCUGGGUGCCACUGGUAUCAAAGGUGUGUCCAAGUGAUGUGUAUCGUGUUUGGAAGAGUGGUUCGUGUUUGCGUGUGGACACUACACUCCUGGGCUUUGAGCACAUGACUUGGCUCAAGGGGCGACGCAGCUACAUCUUUAAGGGAGGAGAGGGCGGGGCCAUGGUGAUGGAGGUGGACCACGAGAAGCAGGUCGUGUACACAGAGCCACUGUCUCUGUCUCCACGUGACGCCCCCUCCCUUCUGGCCGCCAUGCUCCCCUCGCAGGAGAACACAGCACAAAGGCUCACCUCUCCCAUUGUCUCCACACACCUCAACACACGCAACAUUGCCUUCGAGAGGAACAAGUCUGGGAUUUGGGGCUGGCGCUCCGAGAAGACGGAGGUGGUGAGUGGAUAUGAAGCAAAGGUUUACAGUGCCAGUAAUGUGGAGCUGGUGACACGCUCUCGAACUGAACACCUCUCUGAUCAGGACAAAUCCAGGUGCAAAGGAUCCAGAACUCCACUUCAGUCUUUCCUGGGCAUCGCGGAGCAGCAUGUGUCGAACAGUGGGAGUCAGGUGUCUCAGUGUGCUAGCCCCCACAACCCGACAGCCAUCACUGCGGAGGAGUACUUCGACCCCGACUUUAAUCUGAACGGCAGAGACAUCGGCCGGCCAGUCGAGCUCACCAGCAAAGUGCAGAGGUUUAAGGCCACGCUGUGGUUAAGUGAGGCCCACCCUCUCUCAUUGGCUGAGCAGGUGACACCCAUCAUUGACCUCAUGGCCAUCUCCAAUGCCCACUUUGCCAAACUGCGCGACUUCAUAACCCUGCGCCUGCCCCCCGGCUUCCCCAUCAAGAUCGAGAUCCCCCUCUUCCAUGUGUUGAAUGCACGAGUGACCUUUAGUAACCUGUGCGGCUGUGAUGAGCCAGUCAGCUCUGUGACGGUACACUCCCCCCAGGGAGCCCCAGACACAGGUCAGAGCCCUCCUCCACUGCACUGUGAGGUGGAUCCUUCUGUGUUCGAGCCUCCCCCAGAUUACACGACACUUGGUCCUGGCCGCAGUGAGCCAAUGAGAGAUGAGGAUGACAACCUCCUGCAGUUUGCCAUCCAGCAGAGUCUGCUGGACGCAGGGACAGAAAGUGACCAGGUGACCAUAUGGGAGGCUCUCACUAACACUCGUCCAAUAUCUUCUCAGCCUCCGCUUUAUGAGGAGGACUCUCAGCUUGAGAGGGCAAUUCAGGAGUCCCUUUCUUUGUCGUUGACAGAGGGCGAGGGUGGGGAACUGACAGAUCCUGUUCAGACUCUGACAGGGUCCUCUCCAGACCCCGCCCUGAACUCUCCUCCCUCCUACAGUUCAUUGGCUGACCCACAGGAAACAGGAGCAUUUGCUGUGGCAACCAGUUUUGACGAGCAGCUACGGCUUGCUAUGGAGCUUUCAUGCAGAGAGCAGGAGGAGCUUGACAGGAAGAGAAGAGAAGAGGAGGAGGAGCUGGAAAGGAUACUUCAGCUGUCACUCACAGAGAAGUGACCUCAGCAACAGUAUUGGCAGGUUUAAAGGGUUAACUUAUUGUUUGUGCUUUUUCUGCCAUGUUAAAUUAUUCUUAAAGAUUUAUCCUUCUGUUUUUCUUUUAUAAAAUAUUUAAAAUGUAACAGAGGGCUUGAUCAAGGGACCAGAAAGAGAGAGAUGAGGAAGCAACAGGUUAUGAAAGCUAAACGGGAAACAGAUGACAAACUGGUUAAUAAAUACCAUGUAUACAAAGAGCAUGAUGAGACUACUGUUGCAGCGUGAACGACAUCCUUUCAAUUCCAAUGUCAUCACUCUGAGUGAAAAAUGUUUAAUCUUUAUCUUCAUUAUAUCAUAUUAAUAAAGUGAAUAUCAAAUAUUGAUGACUAUGGUAAUGCAUAAAGUGAUGAAAAUAAUAUUGCAUAAAAUUAGUUAAUUAUGGAGAUUGAUAACAACAUGGAAGUAUGAUUAUUAAAUGUUCCUGAAACCCUUUUAAA
Messenger RNA from Electrophorus electricus (electric eel), 3439 nucleotides. It is a transcript of the gene ankrd13d, whose product is annotated as ankyrin repeat domain 13 family, member D. Gene Ontology annotation, molecular function: protein binding. NCBI's taxonomy places the organism in Eukaryota, Metazoa, Chordata, Actinopteri, Gymnotiformes, Gymnotidae. The record is from RefSeq and is a predicted model, not a curated record. Gene Ontology annotation, cellular component: cytoplasm.